Orbicella faveolata is the source of this 4307-nucleotide messenger RNA. RefSeq names its product tubulin--tyrosine ligase-like protein 12. Gene Ontology annotation, cellular component: cytoplasm. Lineage: Eukaryota; Metazoa; Cnidaria; Anthozoa; Scleractinia; Merulinidae. The record is from RefSeq and is a predicted model, not a curated record. Gene Ontology annotation, biological process: protein modification process.
GGGAGGGAGUGAAGAUGGCGUCGCAUUCUAUGGGAAAGACCACGUGCAUUAGCUGGGAAGAUUUCCUUGCUCUCCACCGACCGCAGCUUCUAUCUAUCGGUUUACCGGAACAUUUAUGGGAAAGACUUUACAAGAAGCUGUCUCCUAUCGCAAGCUGCGACGCCACGGAGGCAUUUGAGUUGCACGAAGAUGAACAGUUUGUGUCCCCGGGUCGUUGGUCGCUCCACGCCAAACGGAAUUUGCAAAAAUUUAGCGAUGUGUUCCUCCUCGAGCACGCUUGGUCCAGCGACGGCGGACCCACGGCUAAGAAAAACUUGGAGAAAUCGCCCGAACUUUUGGCGAGGAUGAAGGAAAUGAUGUGCCGCCCAGGUGAAAACAGCGCCAACAGGGAGGCAAGCGGCGAUGAAGACGUGCUAGACAGCUCCCAGGUCCUUACGCAAAUCGGCGGAGUCGAUUCGAAAAAAGCCGAAGAAACACUUCAGUCAACUGACGGUGAUCUAAUUGAAGCUUUGUGUCAAAUCACUAGCGAUUCUUAUGAAACUAAAAAGCCGUCCAAAUCCGACAGGUCAAAAAUUAUGACCUUCGAGGAAUUCAAAACUGGCUUUCUUCACGCCGUCGGUAUGGAAAAAGCAAAACUACUCUCCGAGGAAUACAUUCACAAAAUGUAUUGUCGAUACAAGAGGGAAAAGGAGCAAUACCCAGAGUCGCUGGGCUUUGGUCAUGGUACGACCACGGCGUACAGUUGGUCAGAGGAAGACGAAGGUGCUAUGGCAGUGUUUGUGUCUAUCCCUGUAACGGCAAAAAAGCGCGAUGUUGUAAGCAAGUUGUCGACGAAGCGCUGGACUUUGGGCAUAAAGGGCUGCGCUCCGAUCAUCGACGGGGAAUUUUACGGGAAUGUCUGCCCUGAUGAAUCGUUUUGGACCUUUGAUUCUCCCGGUUUGUUGGUCAUGACGCUACAGAAACCGGAGAAUGAGGAAUCCGAGCUAUGGCCAGUUUUAAUCAAGGGAGAAAAGCAUCUGACAGAAAAAGAAAUAUCAGAUCGAGCAAGAGAUGAAAAUCAUGAAACUGACUACAAAAUAUACCAGGUUUUAGACAGCAUGUGGUUUUAUAACCAGACAUAUCAAGCAGUGACGCAAGAUGGUGAUAAGCGAAAACCUGUUUGGUAUUUGAUGGAUGAAGUAGGAUCAGCCAUUGUACAUAGCACACAACCUAAUGUCAGGUGUUCCCCAUUUGCUUUUGCUGGAACUGGAGUGUUCUAUUCUCUUCUUUGGCCUCUGACAGAUUUAAAAGUAGGUGAAAUGUGUGCUAGAAACUUUUGUCCACCACUAGGCGUGGCAGAAACAGAACUACAAAGAGAAGCAAGGCUCUUAGCCUUCAACUCUUCCCUUCCUGAAAGCUGUCCUAGCAACUUUGUGGUUGAACUUGCAAAGUUUCCCACUAUAACGAAGGAAAACAAUGUGGUGAUCAAUGUUGGUUCUUUAGAGGGAAGGAAAGAAAGUGUGAACUGUUUUCACUCGAAAGAUAAGAAAUUGAACUUGAAGUUUUUUGUCGAACAGAAUGGAAAAGAGAAGAGGCCAGUUUUGAGAGAUUUAGGAUGCACUCUUGUAGCAUCAUCGACAGAAGCAGAAGCUAUUUGGCUGGAGAGGUGGAACACGCCUGGGCAGAGUAUUCGGUGUGAUGCACGAGUCAACCGCCUCAGAGGGGAAGAACACCUACUUCAUCGCCAAUUACUCUGUACCCAUGUUCAAGAGGUGUGGGGUAGCGUGCCUUGGUUUCCGGUCUCUUGUGACCUGUCAACCCAUUUAUCAGCUUUGUGUGCUGACCAUUAUUUCAGUGGUAUUUCCAGUUACUGGAUCUUAAGGGCGGCAGAUCCCAGCACUCUCAGCAUACGGCCAAUUGUAACCAGUGAUCUGCGGAGGGUGAUCAGGUGUACAGAAAUUGGCCAUUUGGUAGCAUCGCAGUACUGCUUACUGACGGCUGUAUGCAAGAAGCGGCGUUUCUGUCUACAGUAUGCAGUCACAGUUAAAUCUCUACUACCACUUCAGCUUCUGAUACACAACACUCCACAUGUGAACCUGGCAGAAACUGAGACCAACCACAAAGCUUUCUUGGAUGAGUACGACUCUUCAGCUCUUGUGUGCGUGAGUUCGGACAUCAAGAAGAAUGGAAUAGUAAAUCACAAGGUGACCCACGAUGAGUUUUUGAAGGACUUAACUUCCAAUUACUUGACAAAGAGGCAAACAACAUGGGGUGACAUUCAGUCAAAGAUUCAUGAAAGCAUUGCUAAACUGUUUUAUGCUGUGGCACCAAGUCUGUCGUCUUUUCAGGAAGGAAGUACAGAGAAUCUCUGCGCAGUGUAUGGUGUAGAUGUACUUUUGAAAGACAGCUUAGAGCCUCUUAUCAUUGGGGUUAAUCCUACACCAAGGUUUGACAGUCAGAAGUGUUUCUCUGAUGUUCUGGUCACUGCAUUUGGGCAAAAUGGAGAGUGUUUGGAAAGUGCGAACAUCAGCCAGGUUUCUGUGAAAGAGAAAUGAAGUGAUCCUAUAUUGGCAUGGGAUUUUAAAGUGUGGUGAGGUACUGUAUAUUAACAUGUAAAUAGUAUGGUCAUGAUUAGGGCAUUAUGUAAAUACAUGUAAUUUUAGUAGAUAAUCGUGUAUGCAAUAAUUGAUCUAGUUUCCUGUUGGAAAGGUCUUCUCUUUGAACAUGAAGUUAAAUACUGCAUUGGAGGCCUGUAAUGAUACAUAUGUUCAGUGCAUUGACAAGUACAGUCUGAUCUCUCCACUUGUUCAUUCUUGUUUGUUUUGUUUUUUUACACAAACUGAUGGGUAAAGUAAUGUAAACUUCACUUGCAGGGGACACUAGGAGACUGUCAGGCAGUUUGUUUGAAAAAGUGCCAGACAUGCCUCACGUUGUAAGGUUAAAAGAGAGACCUUGUUAGCACUACUCCAACUGAGAAAAAAAUUCAAAAAUCACUGAUUAGUAAUGAUUUACAUUUAGUGUAUUGUAUCAUGUGGCAGUGAUCCUGGCUAGAAUAGUGUAGUAAACUAAUGGUCUAACUUCUGACAUGAUUCUGCUUAGAAUAAUGAAUUUGUAAUUUAGAAUGCUAGAAUUGCUACCCCCUGUACUGUGCUGGCAUUAAUGUAACUGUAUAGAAAGUUGUAAUUUUCAGGACCAUUGAAUAUUAAGAAGACCUUUGUUGGUACAUGUGGGUUUACUAACAAGAUUUUUUCUAAGAUUCAUGCAAUUCUACCCCUAUAUUUUUUCCCAAACAAUUUAACUUCAAGUUUUACUUUGAGGUUCUUAGAAUCUGGAAAUUCAUUUUCAGUAAUUAGAAUUGGACCAAACAUUUUGCGACUGUCUCUCCCUGUGGGAAAAAAUUGAAACUGUGUACGAAAAGGCACUUAGUACUCCUGAUGUAAAAUAAUUCACUCUAAUAGUAUGUUGGUAUAUUUUCUCCAGUCCAUAGCUCCAACGUCUUACCCGUAAUAGAAUAAGAGAUUCUUAUUGCAAACGGCUAAUUUCAAAAAACACAAUGGGGUUCAUGUAAGCAAUGCUGUGCCAUGAUAUCACGGAUAAGUGGUUAAGUUGAUCCUGGAAGUGACAGUGCUUCAGAUUGGAAAGAAAUUUUAAGAAAAUUCAAACUUGACAUUGUGUAUAAUCAUUUCCUUGAAAAUGAUUGAAAAAAGCUUGAAAAAAGUAAACUUAUCAAACCUUGUUUGCCUGACAUCAGGCUACUGCAAAGUUAAAUCCACCAUCCUGAAGAGAGAAAAAAAACAACAACUUCUGGACACUAUAUAUAUUGCACUCAUCUCUGUUCUUAAGUACUGUUGAAUUUUAGAAUUUUAGUAUCUCUAGUAUCUUCUUAUUUGGAGUACAAAUAGGCCUUUUGCAGAAGCCCAUCACGUGACCUUGUGAGGAAUCAAAAAUGAUCGUGGAAAGAAACAGAGACCAGAAAUCAGUAAAAGCUGAGAAAAUGAGUAAGAAUGCCAAAAUCACUUGACUAAUGAAUGUGUACAUGUGUGCGUGGCUGUCAGUAAGGGCUGUAACCUGUAACGGCUAAGCAUGCUGGACUGGCCCUUGUCGCUACGGGUGAACUUGGCUGUUGUUGAAACAAUUCAUCAAUAAAGUAACAAAUUUGUUACAGGUGCAAAGAUCAAGGCUAUCGGUGAAUCAAAACUUAAUGACAGCCCUUUACAUGUAAGUGUCAGAUUUUAUGAUCGUUUGAAAUUGAACAGUUUCGUUUGCUGGAUUGCAUUGUUGAAAUCAAUCUUGUAAUCAACCUCUUCUUGAUUUUUAAUUCUCAAACU